Thlaspi arvense is the source of this 1260-nucleotide messenger RNA. The record is from the annotation of a GenBank genome assembly. NCBI's taxonomy places the organism in Eukaryota, Viridiplantae, Streptophyta, Magnoliopsida, Brassicales, Brassicaceae.
AUUAUAGCAUCGUCCUCGAGCCAAAAAGUCUCAAUUCUUCCCGGCAAAUAAACCGUCGCUGUUUCCAUCUUCUCCAUGGCCGAAGCUAAUCGAUUGGGCAAGCGAAAGCCGGAAGAUGAUUUGGAGACUGAACCAGUUCUGAAGAAACCUAAGGAAAACCCCGAGGAGAAGGACACAACGAAAGAGCGGAUCAAAGGAAGUGUCGAGGUCGAGUUGUCGGAGACAAUGUCUGAUCAGGCUAAGUUCAACAUGAUUAAUAUUUUUGACAGCAUCGAUUUCUUCAAAGAUGUUGGACAAGUUGUUCGUGUUCUACGUUUUGUAGACUGCAGGUGCAAUCAUGAGGGCAAGGGCCUUGUUGAGUUUGCUUCGGCUAAUGAAGCAAAGAAGGCACUGGAAACGAAGAACGGUGAAUAUUUGUACCAACGCCAGCUUUCUAUUGAUGCGGCUAAUAAGGGAGCUCCAUACAUUCUACCCAAGUAUUGCUUAGAUUGCAAGGUUUGCAUCAAGUUCUUCAAAGACGUUGCAAAACCUGUUAGUGUUCGGCUGAUUGUAAACGACGAGGGUAAGCAUGCGGGCUUUGCCUUUGUUGAGUUUGCUUCCGCUACCCAGGCGAAAAAGUUUUUCAUGACUAAUAUUUGUAUCCUCCAUAUCUACAGCAUUGGUUUCUUCAAAGAUGUUGGACAAGUUGUUCAUGUUCGACUUAUUGUAGAACCCAGCGGCAAGCAUUUGGGCUAUGGCUUUGUUGAGUUUGCUUCUGUCGAGGAAGCAAAGAAGGCCCUGGAAACAAAGAACGGUGAAUAUUUACUCGAUCGCAAGAUUUUUCUUGAUGUUGUUGAUUUUCCACACCCUCCAAAACCCAAGUUUUGCUUAGAUCACAAGGUUGGCGUCAACAGGUUCAGAAAUGUUGGAAAAGCCGUUCGUGUUCGACUUAUUGUAGACCACUGCGGUGCGAGUAUGGGCUGUGGCUUUGUGGAGUUUGCUUCUGCUGACGAAGCAAAGAAGGCGGUGCAAGAGAAGAAUGGUCUUGCCAUGUAUGUUAACAUGGCUGAGAUAGCUUCUCCAUACCCUUUCCGACCCAAGUACAACUUGUACAAGCUUGCAAAGAAGCUUUGGUAUGAAGACUAUCUUCGACAAGAAGUCAUUGGUUUGAAGAUCACACUGAAGCUGAAGGAACACAAGAAACAGCAUGAACACCACCUUCGACGAGUAAGUUUCUGCGGUAACAAGAUUACCUUCUCCAACGACAACGACGACGACUGA